Hypanus sabinus (Atlantic stingray) is the source of this 5314-nucleotide messenger RNA. It is a transcript of the gene elovl6, whose product is annotated as ELOVL fatty acid elongase 6. The coding region runs from base 2887 to 3567 and encodes 226 amino acids. The transcript is spliced from 3 exons. Gene Ontology annotation, biological process: sphingolipid biosynthetic process; very long-chain fatty acid biosynthetic process; fatty acid elongation, saturated fatty acid. Lineage: Eukaryota; Metazoa; Chordata; Chondrichthyes; Myliobatiformes; Dasyatidae. Gene Ontology annotation, molecular function: fatty acid elongase activity. The record is from RefSeq and is a predicted model, not a curated record. Gene Ontology annotation, cellular component: endoplasmic reticulum; endoplasmic reticulum membrane.
AUACUAAAUUUCUAGAUGCAAUAGGAAUAAAGUCCAAGUCAAGAAUAUGAAUUGUGCAUCUAGUUUUAUAAUUAAUUGGCUGCCUAUACACUCUUUACUCACGGUGCUCACAAUGCUUGGAUAACCAGCGUUGCCUAUUAUUGAACUGCAUUAAAUCUUUCUUAAUAAGAAGAUACUUCCUAGCAAGGCUACCAAAGCAAAAUGAAAGGAGGUACUCUGUGGGUGCUGAUUGCAUUGGCUUAUCAGUGUUGGGGAGCUCUACGGAACAGUAUCUCACUGGCGCAUGCUUUGUCCCCUGAAGUUUAACUCUGGUUUCAGUGUAUGUAUCUUCUCCCAUGUAUGGCUGCAUUCUAGUUUUUUUUAAAUUGUCACUUGCACUAGUUUGUUAUCACAUACACUGGAGUGCAGGGAAUUCUAGUUUGCAUGAAGCUCACAGAGAAAACAGUGUAUGAUGAAUGCAGUUUAUAACUGUGAAUCGACAAAGCAGCAGAAUGGUGUAAAGGUUGUAGUGCACAACAGGAAUGUUGAAAUGACAAAAAUGAAAUAACCAAAGAGAGGUGGAGUUGUAAGAGGGUACAAGAGCUGUCAGAAAUGAGAGGAUGUGGCAGCCCCACCAGGAGGGGAGUGUGAAAGACAUCGUGGGUUCAGGGGUCUGAUAGCAGUGGGGAGGAUGUUGUCCACAGGUCUGGACUGCUUCAAACUCCUAUAUCUUCACCUGGGGGUAGAAGAGAGAAAAGGAAAUGGCUAAAGGGGCAGGCAUCCUUGAUGAUACUGCUAGUCUUUCGGAGGCAAUGCACUGUAAAGAUGGAAGUAAAUGAUGAGUCUAUGGUUUAACAGGGGAAGGUCAGACUUGGAGAUAUCAGUUGCUCAGUAACCCAGCAUCGUAGGGAGAGAGAAGCCAAGUUAGUGCAUAAGGUAACUCUUUCAUUAGGCUCUAAUUUGUCAUUCGCUCUCCACAGACGCUGCCUGACUUGCUGAGUCUUCCCAGGGUUGUUUUUUUUCCUGCUUCAGUUCAGGCUUGGAGAAUCUGCAUUAUUCCACUUUUGGAUGCGAGUAGUGAAGUUUCCUGUGGCUUAAGAACACAGAUUUUGUUCAGAGUUUGCCAAAGUGACUUAGGCAUCAUUGGAUUUCACUGCCUCUGGAUUUGUUGAUGAUGUUGCAUGUGCUGAGAACUAAGCUGUUCUUAGUAUUAACCUGUUUGCUUCUCAGCUGUUAAUUCUAUUUAUUUUUAAAUAUUUCUAAAAUGUAAAUGCUAAUUGCUGUAGGAGACGAGGCUUGACACAGGUAAAAUUAUUCCUUCUGAAUUCCCAAUGCUUAUGGCAUUACUAAGUUAUUUAAGCUCUCAGUGCUAAUUUGGAAUUAAUCUCUCCUAACUUUUUCAGAAGUACAGUACUAGUGAGCAGUUACACUAAGUAGCAGAGCACUCUUUGUAAUGUCAAAUCUACUGUUGAGGAUUGGAGCAGUUGAAUUGAUGGCAGAAAUUUCCAAGCUUUCAUGCUUAACUGUGUGCAUAUGGAAGACAAAGGAUUUACUCAGUGUCAGGAACACACAAAAAUUAUUGGAGGAACUCAGCAACUCAGGCAGCAUCUUCAGAGGGGAAUAGUCAACAUUUCAGACUGAGACCCUUCAGGCUGAAACGCAACUGUUCGUGCUACCUGACUUGCUGAGUUCCUCCAGCAUAUUGUGUGUGUUGUUCAAGAUUUCCAGCAUCUGCUAAACCUCUUUCUUGUGUUUACUCACUGUUAGCAUUCAGUUUAACACUGUUGAUGGAUUUUGUGCAUUUCCCAAUGGUGAAACAAAACUGCACUCCUAAUUGCAGAUUUGCACUCGAUUCAGCACUCUGAAAAUCAGCGUGAUUUGGAAUGUUACAGGGAACUUUGUAAUGUCAGGCUUCUGCUAAAAUUAAUUUCAGCAAUCUAGGAUAUAAGGCAGCAAAAUCUUUCUUUCCCGAGAUGGGAAACCCAAGCAUAUGGUUGACAUGUAAGCAGUUCAUUCCUUGUGGCUCAAGCAGGUCUUGAGUCUGUACAUUUUCAAGAAAAAAAUAGGGGAGAAAAUAUACAGUGGUGCUAGAAAGUUUGUGAAACCUGUAGAAUUUUCUCAAUUUCUGCAUAAAUAUGAUCUAAAAUGUGAUCAGAUCUUCAUGUGAGUCCUAAAACUAGAUGAAGAUAAACCAAAUAAUAAACCACAAAAACAUUAUACUUGUCCAUUUAUUUAUUGAGAAAAAUGAUGCAAUAUUGCAUGUUUUUGUUGGAAGAUGUAUGUGAACCUCUGUGGUGAUGCCUCCUACAAAAGCUAUUUGGAGUCAGGUGUCCUAAUCAAUGAGAUGAGAUUGGAGGUGUGGGUUGUAGAGGUGCCCUGCCCUAUAUAUAAUAAUAAAAAAACACACACACAAAGUCAGGUUACUGUGUUUUGGAAUGGCUGAGUCAAAGUCCUAACUUCAAUCCUAUAGAAAUGUUGUAGAAGGACCUGAAGCAAUUGGUUCAUGCAAGGAAGUCUGCCAACAUCCCAGAGUUGAACCUGCUUUGUAAGGAGGAAUGGGCUAAAAUUCCUCCAAGCUGUUUUGCAGGACUGAUCAAUAGUUACCGGAAACGUUCAGUUGAAGUUAAUGCUGUACAAGGAGGUCAGACCAGUUACUGAACAUAGAAAUCUACAGCACACUUCAGGCCCGAUAGCCCAUGAAGUUGUGCCGACCAGGUAACCUCCAAAGAUUCCUACCUGAAAGCAAAGGUUCACAUACUUUUUCUAACAAAUACAUGUUAUACUAGAUAAUUUUUCUCAAUAAGUAACUGAACAAGUAUAAUAUUUUUUAUUAUUGAUUUUAAUUGGGUUCUCUUUAUCUAUUGUUAGGACUUGCAUGAAGAUCUACUCACAUUUAAGGUCGUAUUUAUGCAGAAACAGAAACUUUUACAGGGUUCACAAACUCUCCAGCACCACUGUAAUAGUCUGAUCGUCCCAACAGGCAAGCCAGACAGACCACAUGCAUUGAUUAUUAUCGGAGCUGUGCGUACUGGAGCUUACAUGGUGUAUAUCCUGACAACUAGCGGCCUGAAGCAGUCGGUGUGUGAUCAAGGUUUCUACAAUGGGCCCAUCAGCAAAUUCUGGGCCUACGCAUUUGUGUUGAGCAAAGCGCCUGAGCUGGGAGACACGAUUUUUAUUAUACUACGGAAACAGAAGCUCAUCUUCCUGCACUGGUACCAUCACAUCACAGUCCUCCUUUACUCCUGGUACUCCUACAAAGACAUGGUGGCCGGAGGAGGGUGGUUUAUGACCAUGAAUUACGGCGUGCAUGCUGUCAUGUACUCCUACUACGCUUUACGAGCUGCAGGUUUCCGAGUCUCGCGCAAAUUUGCCAUGUUCAUCACAAUGACACAGAUUACCCAGAUGCUGUUGGGCUGCAUUGUUAACUAUUUGGUGUACGAGUGGAUGCAGCAGGGCCAGUGCCCAUCUCACAUGCACAACAUUGUCUGGUCCUCCCUCAUGUACCUCAGCUACUUCGUGCUUUUCUGCCAAUUUUUCCAUGGGGCUUACCUGAGCAGCAGCACCAGGAAAACACUGAAGGCCGCCUAGAACCGAGUGGCGUAAACUUACAGCUCAGGGGAUGAGUCAUGUGGCACGGUGACAUGUUUCGAGUGCUUCAAAAUGACAGCCUGUACUCAUUAGGUUGGGUUAACCCAUUGAGCUUCCAAUACCUCAUUGAGAUCAUCUUUGGAAGUUUUAAAUGCCACCGAGCAAAUGAGAAAGUGGUAUUGUGUGAGAGGUUGCAUAUUGAACUGUUAGAUUUCAGUAUUGGUGCUUUGCGAUCUGAUUUUUUUAAAACUGACAACUGAGGUAUGAAAGGAGCUUAAAGGGUUAACUCAAUUAGUCUUGAAUCAGAAGGUUUUCUGAAGGCCAGCUAGAACAACCAAAAGCUUCAAGGAAAGAUUAAUGAUUUUAAAAUCUUAAUUUUAUGUAUUAAUCGGAAUCAAAUGGUUCUGCACUGAAAAUUGCUAGCAAAUUCUAGACCAUAGAGUCUCUGCCCACUAAAAUGUAAUAUUCUGCCUUUAGAAAUACCCACUUUGAAACACAUGUAUUUUUUAAGGGUAUUGGUUAUAUAUUGUAUGGCCUCUUAAGAACUACCAUUUGAACAGCAUAGUUCUACUUAAGAGAAAUGGUGAUUUGUCGAAGGACAAUAAGGUAUUGCAUUUUAGAGGUGAUCAGAUAUUCCUAAAAGAUUAAAACACUUCUUUCAAUGUAAUUUCUCAUAUAGAUUUCCAUCCUGAAAAUUAAUAUUGGGCUGUGUGUAAUACCUGUAUGAAAUUAUUUUGCCUUUUUAUAUUGCUGAAAAAAUAUCUAAAGUAAAGGGCAGAGAAAUUUCGUACAAAAUGCAUCCACAGAUUCAGCUAUUUCAUUUGUGCAAAAGUACUGAUAUUUCAAAGUGCAUUUUCUUUGCACUUUGUAAUUGAGUAUACCAAAUGUGUCAAUCUGGAACAUCUACCACUAUUUGUCACUUGGCAUCUAGGAACGUUUUAGACUUCUUUCUUUAACUUUUAGUUUUCAUGCUUCUUUUCUAUUUUAAGUCACUGAAAAUUUUGUGGACUGUUGAUUCUUUCUCAAACCACAGUAGGAUUAGAUGGGUGUUCUGCCAAGCUCAUUUGCUUGUGUGGCUCUCUUUCCAACCAUUGUUGCCUGUCAGAUUGAUCUCUGUACCGCGUUAAUGAUAUUCCAUUCCCUCCUCAUUCUUGCUAAAGUUGAAACACCUGAAAUAUGAGAGCGAUGGUUAUUUGUGUUAGAGCAAAUUAAGCUAAGCAGUUUGAACAGUUGUAAUUUAAAAAUUAAAGCAGUUUGUGGGGUGUCAUAUGCACACAGCAGAAUUUGGGUUCCACAAGAAUAUUUAUAUAAACCUGUUAUGGGGUAAUUUUACAGAUAUUUUUACUUGUAUUUUUUGAUACUGUGGUCUUAUUGAUAAAUCGUUCAUUGUAAAUAAAUAAAGGCACGGCAGCUUUGAGAAACGAUAUUUAACAUUUAACCUGCUAACUACAGGAGAUGGUGACUUAAAAAUUAUUUGCCAUUCCUGUUAUUUUCAGAUUAAGAAACUCGCUCCUAAACAUGUUACUUACAGAAAAAAAAAUUCCUAUUUUAUGCUGUGAUGAUUUUGGAAGAAGUAAUUGAAACAGCUAAAAUGAUGUAACUUGCUGCUCCAGUUAUUUAACACUGUAUAUCCAAGUAUGUUAAGCACAGACAAAGCAUCCUCUCAACUAGAACUCGUUGGUUGUUUCCUAAAUUACAAUGUGUGAACUGCUGUUGCUGAAACAAACAAUAAAUAUUUUUAAAUGGG